AUUGAGGCUCUCGCGCCCGCGGCUGCGUCGGGUGAGCGCGCCGGUGGCGCUGCCUUGAUCUCCUCCCCGCAGCCUCCCCUGCGGCCGUCGGCACCGGAUCUGGAAUCUCCUCAGCGCUCUCUCUCUUCUCCCCCGCGAAGCUCCGCUGGACGCCAUGGCUCCUCUCUCCCAGCCCGUGGGAGCAGCCAUGUCUGCAUUGGAACGCUCUGGCGACAACGGCCCUCCGCCCCACCAGCCCCCUGCGGCGGCCGCCGCUCCGGCCCCGUCGGCCUCCCUCACGGAUCCGCGCGUCCCCCGUAGCUCGCGGCAGCCUGCACCCGCGAGCAGGUUCAGAGCGGAGAAUGGGGGGCGUGCGCGGGUUCCCCGCGAGUCUCCUCCCCUGCUCGGGUCGGUGGCCACCCGGCAGCCCUCCGUCUCUGGCGGCGCUUCCGGUCAGUUGCUGGAGUCCCAGGCUUUGAUCCCCGAGGCUCUCCUUGUUCUAUCGGAUCUGGCGGCGGCCCCAACGCUACCUUCGCCACCUCAGGCGGGCCGAGUCCCUGCACCCGGCGUUGGCUUGGUGGUGGUGCUCGACUCCAGGCCUGCUUCCUGGUGCGCUGUCAAUGAUGAUGAGGUCCAGACUGAGGAGUUGGUUCCACAGCCGUUGCCCGACGGGUCUGCCGGCGAUGCACAUCUCCAGCUUGGUUGCUCUGUUGUGAAGGAUGUGGAAGAUAUUGAGGGCCUCACUGAAGGAUGUGAUGACGAGAAGACACCACAGAAGCUGCUUGGUCCAUCUUCAGAGUCGGCUUGCAUCGGCAUCUCUGCUGCCACUGCUGCUCUUGAAGCGGAGGCUGGCUGGGAGCAUGUGGAACGGGGACACCGUUCCGGCCGGGGUGCUCCCCCUGUGCCGUCGAGAGAAGGUCUUGAGCGUAGCCUCGCCUUCAAGCGUUGGGCUCGAGGAAGGUGCUUUCGUUGCCUCGAGCGUGGCCAUCAAGUCCGUGCAUGUCAUGAUCCAUUCAGAUGCAUACGCUGUCGUCGCCCUGGUCAUCGUGAGAGGUUUUGUCGUGCUCACUCUCCGGUUGCUCGGGAUCGCUCUUCGGUCGCCCGCGUGAGCUCUCCGGUCUCUCAAGCUCAUCACCAGCGGAGCCGCUCCCCAUUUGUCCAGCCUUGUUCUUCGCUAACCAGGUGUUGGGCAGAGGUCGUGAGCAACUCGUCGCUGCAUGUGUCGGUGCCGCCAAGGUCCCAAUCUAGGUGUCGCCAGGAUUCCAAUGUUAGUGCCUUUUUGGUCUCUGCUUUGGAGUCCCAGUUUGCUUUGCUACGUACGGAGCUCCUUUAGGAGGUUGAGCUCCUCCGCACUGAGCUUCGCGACGCUCUUGCCAAGCUUCAGGUUGCUUCGGUUGUGCCUUUGGUGCCUGAGCUCCAGUCUGGUUCCACUGAUGAGGUGGAUGAAUGCUUCUUUGGAGAAUUUUCUCCUUGUGCUGUGGAUGGGACGUCGUCUGUCCAUGGCGGUGUGGUCAUCACCGAGGUCGUGGCUCCUGUUCUGCAGAUUAUGCCUGAGCUGCAGGAGCUUUGUGGGGAAUCAGCUAUGGUGCAGCCGAUGAAGCCGGGCUCAUUGGAGUCCUUGGCCUCACCAUCACCGUCAGAGUCCUGCCAGUCGCUCGCCUUUGUGGAUAGUGGAUGUUUGGAUGGUUCUGUCACUCUCUCAUCUAUGCCCAUUGGGCAUGAGGUGUCCUUGAGUGACGAGGUUGAUGAGACAGGUGUGUUGGCGCCUAACUCUGAUGCUCUAUCAUGUGAGCAACUGGAGAUGUCUGAGUCCAUCGUGUCGGUUGCUUCUGUGGUUGAUGAUGUUUAGACGAUUAAUAUGUUGGCUUCUGAUCCUUUGGAGCCUAGCCAGCCGCUCGCCUUUGUGGAGGAUGAAGGUUCUGAUGUUGCGGUAACCCACUCGCACGUGACUGUCAGGCAGGUCUCUGCGCGUGAGAAGGUCGAUGACAUUCUCUUUCAGAUAGAGCUUCAUAGCUUGCUUAAACGUUUGGAGGCGGCUAGCCCUGGAUCUGGCAAGGCGAUUGUGGUGGAGGCUCUUAGGAGCAAAGGAAAGAAGAGUGACGCCACAAAAAAGGCGUCCGCGGCUGCUUAAUGGAUGAUCUUCAGUCUCUUGCGUUGUCCUUAUGGCCUGCAUUGUCUUUGUGGAUUUGGUGGUGUCCGUGGUCGCUAGCCAAGUUAGCCUCGUUUGGGUGUCUUUGUGGAUUUGGUGGUGUCCGUGGUCGCUAGCCAAGUUAGCCUCGUUUGGGGUGUCUUUGCGAUGUAGCAGUGUGGGGUUGAUGGUCUUUACGUGUUGGAUAUGGUUGUCGAGUGAGUAGUCCACAUGUGGUUGAUUUGUAUCGGUUUUUGCCCGGUUUUCCGUUAA
Messenger RNA from Triticum aestivum (bread wheat), 2380 nucleotides. RefSeq lists its product as uncharacterized. Gene Ontology annotation, molecular function: zinc ion binding; nucleic acid binding. NCBI's taxonomy places the organism in Eukaryota, Viridiplantae, Streptophyta, Magnoliopsida, Poales, Poaceae. The coding region runs from base 155 to 1312 and encodes 385 amino acids. The transcript has a single exon. The record is from RefSeq and is a predicted model, not a curated record.